Molecule: messenger RNA, 997 nt
Organism: Podarcis muralis (Common wall lizard)
Lineage: Eukaryota; Metazoa; Chordata; Lepidosauria; Squamata; Lacertidae
Source: RefSeq, a predicted model, not a curated record
GUCACGUGUUGCAAACAAAAAACAGGAUCGCGAAAGGCAGAAGCGAAAGCGCCGGGUGAGCAAACGGACACGGAUGCAUUUGCUUGCUUUUGCUCAGUGCUCGCCUCUUUCUCAGCGCGGAAAGGAAGCGGCGGCAGCUCCUCGUCCGGCUCCUCCCUCUUCCUCGGAGGACGGAAACGGAUCCUGGGCGAUCCUGGGCCUCCUUCCUUGGGUCUCCCCGGCGCGCGCUCGGGCUGAAGGGGCGCGAUGGCCAAGAGCGCCCGGCAGCGCCUGAUGGACGCCCUGGAGAACUUGCACGACGGCGAGCUGCGCAAGUUCAAGGCGAAGGUGGCCGAGAUCCCGCUCGAGGAAAGCCACGAGCACAUCCCCCGAGGGCGGCUGGAGAAGGCGGACGCGGUGGAUCUGUCCCGUCUGCUGAUCAGCUACUACAAGCAGGAUUACGCCCUGCGCCUCACCGCGCAGGUCUUGGAAGAGAUCAACUGCAAGGACCAGGCGCAGAAGCUCCGCGGAGGCGGCGAGAAGACUGCUUGCUGUAACCCUCAGAUCCCUGUGCCUUCCACCAGUACCACCUCUGGAAGAAAUGAGACACAGCCUCCAGCUCCACCGGAGCAGCAUUUCAUUGAGCGGCACCGGGAGGCCCUGAUCCAGAGGACGGCCACCGUGGAGGGGAUCCUGGACGUGCUGCUGCGUGACGAUGUCCUGGAUGAUGAGCAGUACCAAAAGAUCUCCGCCAAAAGCACCAGCCAGGAAAAAAUGCGGGAACUCUUCAGGUUGCUGCCCAGCUGGAACCAAGCUUGCAAGGAUAAGCUGUACGAGGCCCUGAAGAUGAAAAACAAGUUCCUCGUUGCCGACCUGGAAGGAUAAAGAGGCAGCCAAGGCACAACCCCAUUCUGCGGCACAGGAAUUCCGCCUCGGCAUGUCAGGGGACUACCUUGAAGCCAUGUACAGUGGUGCCUCGCAAGACGAAAUUAAUUCGUUCCGCAAGUUUUUUCUUCUU